ACCAACUAAGAAAGUUUUCUUCUACAGCUCCCCUUUUUGUGGAGCUGGGGCCCAUUCAUAGCCCCGCUUAAGAUCUUAGAGCACAGCGCCAACACACAUACUUCAACAUUAGCAGUUGUAGAGGCAGCAUCAGGUAGACACGAAUGGCAUAAUUUGGCAAAGAUACAACGACAUAAAGACUGCUUUACCUCUUUUGUGUUAUGAUAAGGGCAGUGAACUUUUGACCACCGAGAUAUCCAGAAAACUAUUAAUGUCUUUUGGCCGGCAAUAAAAGCGAUCAUCGAACUUCUGGAUUUGUUAUUUGACGCCGCUAGGCAUAAACUGAUCAACAAACAAAAAAACUUUUUUUCAUUAGUCGAACGAAAUUCGCCAAGGCAGCGACUAUGCUAAGCAAUAUCAAUUGUAUCGUUAAGGGCAGUCAGAUUAGUUGUGAAUGCGACCAUCAACUGAACGUGCAAAUUAAAAGUAGUUGAAUUUUUGCAGUGCAGUGAAAAAGGAGUUGAGACACAUCGAAGACGUGUGAGGAUUCGAAAGUGCAAAACUAACCAAAAUACGAGUUUAUCACCAGUAUAUCUUGGACCAAGACGGGAUAAAAGGUUACAAUGGCAAAAAUGGUGCCAGAUGUGGUUAUUUGCGGUUUCGUGGUUACGGCUCUUCUAUUGAUACACUUCUUUUCGGACAUAUUACGCCUUUCCUUCGGUGGCUAUUAUACACACGCUACACUGUCGCAGCUAGUGGAAUCCCAAGCAAACAAAGAGUACUCAUGGUUGUUGAAACUUAUAGCCAAUUGUUUUGGCUACAGUUGCGUCUUUGUACCUGGCUAUCUUAUUUACAAAUAUGUUAAACGCACAAAAUACCUUGAGCGAAGUGAAAAAACAUGCAUUUAUGCUGCUGUUAGUAUGUGCAUUACCGGCAGUCCAGGUACAGAACUCGACUAUUCUCAAUCCAUGGAACGGAAACCAAUGGAGCCGAUGCCAACGCCUAAUGGCACGCAGAAACGCACAAAAUCUCAGGAGACGCUACUACUGUUCUGGUGCUUUGCUGGACUCAUGGUAUCUUAUCUAACGUGGGGUGUACUCCAGGAGAAAAUAAUGACACAGCAAUAUUUCAAUUACGCUGGUCAACCAUCACAUUUUAAAGACUCACAAUUUCUUGUCUUCUGCAAUCGUUUUUCGGCCUUUAUGUGUGCAUUAGUGACGCUACGUAUCAAACGAUCAUCAAAUCGUCAUUGUACACCACUCUAUAAGUAUUCCUUUGCCUCUUUUUCGAAUAUAAUGAGUGCAUGGUUCCAAUAUGAGGCGCUCAAAUUCGUUAGCUUCCCUACGCAGGUGCUAGCGAAGGCAUGCAAAAUCAUACCCGUCAUGUUAAUGGGUAAAAUUAUAUCGAAAAACAAAUAUGAUUGGUAUGAAUAUGUAUCGGCUGUGCUAAUAUCACUGGGAAUGAUAUUUUUUAUGACUGGUUCGGCGAGUAAUACCAAAGCUAGCAGUGUGACCACAUUCACUGGCACCUUUCUACUCGUAAUGUACUUAACUUGUGACAGUUUUACAGCAAAUUGGCAAGAUGAUCUAUUCAAGAAUUACGAAAUGUCCUCACUGCAAAUGAUGGCAGGUGUCAAUUUGUUUUCCACCAUAUUUACAGCUACUUCAUUGUGGUUGCAAGGCAGUUUCAUAGACUCGCUAGAAUUUGCCAGUGAGCAUCCAAAAUUCAUACUCGAUGCUUUCACAAUUUCCAUGUGUUCGGCUGUGGGUCAAUUAUUCAUUUUCUAUACAAUAUCUGUGUUUGGUGCAGUUGUAUUUACGAUCAUCAUGACAUUACGGCAGGCUUUUGCGAUAUUACUUUCCUGUUUGAUCUACAAGCACAACAUUUCUGUGUUGGGUAUUUUCGGCAUAUUGGUCGUAUUCUUUGCGGUCUUCAUGCGUUCCUAUGGCAAGCAACGCAUGAAAGCGAUACGUAAACGCGCCGAGGUGCACAAACCGAAAAUGGCUGCGUAGUUGGCACAGCUGGAGAGCGAACAGAGUGGAAGUAGUAGCAAUACCACCUAUGUUUGCAGCGGUACGAAUGCCGGUAGCGUUACUUAAAAGCUUGGAAAGGUGGAAAAUUAACAUAAAACUAGGCUGCUAAUAAGUUAAAUAAAAAUUAAAUACCUGUCAGCGGGGGGAAAAAUGUUUUCAUCUAGAACAGCGCAGCGUGAGCGUUAAUAGACUUCCUACAAUAUAUUAAUGCACCUUAGCUGAGUAUAUAUCUUUUUUAGUUAAAUUAUGCAACUCUUAAUAAUGUAAACCAUUUUAUAAAAGCAAAUUUAUUUUUGUAUCUAAUAUUUAAAGUUGUAUACAUUUUUUUUAUGUACUUGUAAUUGACAGCUUACGUGCUACAUUGAUUGUUGUUCGUGCAAACAGUAGAUAUGUAUGUAUUUAUGUUGUAUGUAGAGUUAUAAAAAAAUGUGCAAAAUUUGGCAUGCUUGUUUCGAAUUUAAGUAGGCUUUUUUUGGCAGCAGAUGUAAUAAUUAAAAGGAAAAUGUAAAGUUUUGCUAAUAAAAAAUUAAGUAGUUAAGUUCGGAAUUGACACUUGUUCUACGCUAUAGCUUCAUAUGUGAAACAUUUUGGUUUCAGCAUUUGUGUCUAUACCAUACGUAGUAAUGCGAAAACCGUUAAAUUUACUUCAGAAAUAGUUUGCAGUUACAUUUUAUUGCAGGAAAGCAGUUGGUCAGCUUUAAACCCACUUGAGAAUCGUCAAUUGUAAAUUAUAUUUUUGGGAUUCUGAGGUAUAUUUAACGCUUUCUGAAGUAUUGCUGAGAAAAAUAGUGUUUUAAGAUUUUUUAGCGUAUUUAAAUAAUUUAGAAAGUACCUAUAUUGUAAACGAUUUUAAUUUUUUUUAAUUUAAUUUUGCAAAUUUAUGUGUAUCGAAUUUUAAAUAUUACCAUAUACUACUUAGCUACUUGAACGCAUGCGGAAGCAGAGGAAGCGUACAUACUGUAUGUAUGGGUUUGUGUAUAUCUACAAGCGAUUCAGUAACUGAAAGUGAAUAUUUGUUUGUUUGUACGUAUGUGCAUUUGAAAAGUGAUGUGCAAACUAAAAGGAAAAUGACUGCAAAUACACAAAACACUUUGAAGAAAAAAAAGUAGCUUGUUGUUGUUAUUGUAGCAGCUUAUCACAAGUCUGCCUAUGUUGUGGGUCGGUUAUAUGGUAAACAGACGGCAGCUUUAAUUUGCCAU
Molecule: messenger RNA, 3211 nt
Organism: Anastrepha obliqua
Lineage: Eukaryota; Metazoa; Arthropoda; Insecta; Diptera; Tephritidae
Gene: sll
Product: adenosine 3'-phospho 5'-phosphosulfate transporter 1
Exons: 6
Coding region: 603-1991 (462 amino acids)
Biological process (GO): transmembrane transport
Cellular component (GO): endoplasmic reticulum membrane; Golgi membrane
Molecular function (GO): 3'-phosphoadenosine 5'-phosphosulfate transmembrane transporter activity
Source: RefSeq, a predicted model, not a curated record